CGGGCUGCAAAGUUCUUCCUGUCUGGGUUCUACACUAGGAGAAGAGAGGUCACAGCGAGAGCUGUCAGGACAGUGCACACUGAUGGUAACUUAUUGACUGAGUGCAAUGGCCAGCUCCCAGGCAGAGCUCAGCAACCAACAGCAGCAACCACAGCAUAGGACUGUGCAGGCGCCGGGUGCUGGUUAUGUUCCUUCUGAAGAAGAGAGACGUGUAUUCCGAGAAUGUAACAAUGAAAGUUUUUGGUACAGAUCUGUCCCCUUCAGUGCAGUAGGCAUGGUUGUAACACAGGGCCUUAUCUCCAAAGGAUUUCUUACCUCAUCUGCAAGAUUUGGCUCUGUCCCAAAAGUUAUAUUUGCUGGCAUGUGUGGAUACCUAGCAGGAAAGAUUUCAUAUAUGAAAGUAUGUCAAGAAAAAUUCAAGAAACUUGAAAAUUCACCACUAGGAGAAGCACUUCGCCAAGGGCUCAGCCCUUCAUCACUACAGUCUGCGGGCAGAACAUCUGAAUUUUCUGAAGGCGGUUAUGGGAACACUCCUCCUCCCUCUGCUGGGCAAUCAAGUGUGGAAACCCAACCUUUAAAAUACAGUCCUACAGCUGCCCCAUUCAGCUCUUCUUUUAGUGAAUCUUCAACCACUGGCAUUACAGAUGGUCUGGCACAAGAACCGGCACAUUUCGAAGAAGAAAUCCCUAAACAGAGAAAAUUAACAUAUGAUGAAUUAAGAAGCAAGAACCGAGAAACCUUUGAGAUAGCUGCAUCUCAAAGAGCAGACACUCCUGUGAGACCCUCGUUGGAGAGAACCCCCAGGAAGGAUGCUAAAACGAACAAAUAUGGCGACAUUUGGGAAGAGUGAAGAAACAGAAUAUUCUGAAGAAAUCUGCACUGUUUUUUCCUCCUAUAAAUAUAUAUGUGGAUGGAUGUUUUUGGAUGUAAACAAUUCUGACUACAAACCAUACAAAUUCAGAUUACAACAAUUGAUUUGCUUAUAAUUGAGCUGCACACAAAUCUGACAAAUCAAUGUACAAGGAAAGCUGCAUUUAUAUUUUCACAUAUUAAAAUUACAUUUUUG
Molecule: messenger RNA, 1066 nt
Organism: Pelobates fuscus (common spadefoot toad)
Lineage: Eukaryota; Metazoa; Chordata; Amphibia; Anura; Pelobatidae
Gene: OCIAD1
Product: OCIA domain containing 1
Exons: 8
Coding region: 107-850 (247 amino acids)
Cellular component (GO): endosome
Source: RefSeq, a predicted model, not a curated record